Molecule: messenger RNA, 1710 nt
Organism: Caenorhabditis bovis
Lineage: Eukaryota; Metazoa; Nematoda; Chromadorea; Rhabditida; Rhabditidae
Source: the annotation of a GenBank genome assembly
AUGAUCUCAUUCAAGUGGGUGCCAAUAGCCUUACAACACCAACAAGGCAACCGUGGGCUCAUUUCGGCGGUGUGUUGUCUUGCAUGUGUCCUAACAACGGGAUAUUGUGCAUCCGCGAGCCACUCAAUACUGCUCAUGUCAGCUCUGUGGAUCUCAAUAUUCGCAUUCUGCUCGCAACUAGCUUCUCUCUAUUCCAUGUCGAUUACAUCGAAGGCAACCGCUAAAUAUAGUUAUGGAUUAGCUCGAGCUCCAGUGCUUGCUGUGUUCAGCUCAACGGUACUUGCGCAACUCUUCUCCAUUUUCCUAUCAAAAGAAUCAUUCGAGCAUUUGCUUUCUCCCGAUCAUCACGGCUCGCACGAUGCUCCAGCUCAUGAGCACGAGUCCGAUCAAAUCGGAUCAUGGCCCUACUUCGUCGGCGCCGUUUCAACAUCUCUUGGUCUUCUGCUCGCCGCAUUUACCCACAAGAACCAACCAUUUCAACAUGUGCUCACUUCGGCAACGAGCUCCAGCCUUCAAGAGCACGCCGCCGAUUUGUCGCACGCAAUCUGCUGGAUUAUUCCCGGCCUUUCCAGACUUCUUCUACCAAGAAUCAACGCGAUGGUGCUGUUGGCCAGCGUGACCUCAUCACUCCUACUACUCUGCGAGCAUUUCAAGCACGAUUUCGAAUGGGCCGAUCCUGUAUGCUGUCUGAUCCUAUCGGUCGCUGUUUUUUCGACAAUGUGGCCGCUCUCCACCUACACCGGAAUGAUUUUGUUGCAAACAACACCUCGACACCUAAUAAACCAAAUCGACAGAUGCAUCUCAGAAGCGUCUACAAUCGAUGGUGUGCUCGAAUUAAAGGGUGGAAGAUUCUGGCAGCUCGAUUUCAAUCAAUUGGUCGGAACGAUUGACGUUCGAGUCCGACGUGACGCCGAUGAGCAAAGUGUUCUCUUAUCAGUCACCGAAAAGCUUUCCUCAGUGAUUACUGUUUUAACAGUUCAGGUUGUGAAAGACGCAGCUUGGUCAACCGGUGCAGAUCACUACCAAAAACCCGCACAAAUCACGCACGCCGCUCCUAAUCACGGUCACAGCCACGACCAUGGGCAUUCGCACGAUCACGGUCAUGAUCACGGACAUUCACAUGAUCACGACCAUUCUCACGAUGAAGGUGGAAUGUACCGGAGUGUUGUGCGAUGCGCUACCAAUUCGAGGAAGGCGAUGAUCGAGAAGAUCAUUCGCGUCGAUCAUGCCGGCGAAUUGGGAGCCGACCGUAUUUACGCCGGUCAAAUGGCCGUUUUACAAGGAUCUUCGGUGGGUUCUGUCGUCAAGAAAAUGUGGGACGAGGAGAAGGAGCAUCUCGACAUCAUGGAGAAGCUCGCGUUGAAGUACGAUGUGCCGCGCACCAAAUUAUCGCCGGUUUUUAGUCUAGCCGGCUACGCGCUCGGAGUUGGAAGCGCCUUGUUGGGAAAAGAAGGCGCGAUGGCGUGCACAAUCGCCGUCGAAGAGCUCAUCACCCAACAUUACAACGAUCAAUUAAAAGAACUGCUCGCCGAUGAUCCUGAAGAGCAUAAAGAGCUAUUAAAAAUUCUCACAAAACUUAGAGAUGAUGAAAUGGAGCAUCACGACACCGGUGUAACACACGACGGGAAAAAGGCUCCCGCGUUCGAAGCACUCAAAUGGGUGAUUCAAACCGGCUGUAAAGGAGCAAUCGCGAUCGCCGAGAGAUUCUAG